Messenger RNA from Quercus robur (English oak), 1393 nucleotides. RefSeq names its product isoaspartyl peptidase/L-asparaginase. The transcript is spliced from 4 exons. NCBI's taxonomy places the organism in Eukaryota, Viridiplantae, Streptophyta, Magnoliopsida, Fagales, Fagaceae. Gene Ontology annotation, molecular function: hydrolase activity. Bases 120 to 1085 code for a protein of 321 amino acids. The record is from RefSeq and is a predicted model, not a curated record.
UCUCUCCUUUUAUACAUAUAUAGAUACUUCCAAGUUCCAACACUAAAUUCGCAAACCAUUGAUCAGCUCUCUUAUCACUCUCUGUUUUCUAAGGAGAAACAGCCUGAGAGAGAGUGGAAAUGGGGUGGGCCAUAGCUGUACAAGGCGGCGCCGGGGAUAUCCCUGUCACACUAGCCGCAGAGCGACGCGAGCCAUGUGAAGCAGCGAUGCGACACUGCCUAAAGAUCGGCGUGGAUGCUCUCAAAGCCCAAAAGUCUCCUCUCGACGUUGUCGAACUUGUGGUUCGUGAACUAGAGAACAAUCCUCACUUUAAUGCGGGUAGGGGAUCUGUCUUAACUAGAGAAGGCACAGUUGAAAUGGAAGCUUCUAUUAUGGAUGGCAACACUAAAAGAUGUGGAGCUGUUUCUGGGCUUACUACUGUAGUUAAUCCCAUAUCCUUGGCACGACUUGUCAUGGAGAAAACUCCUCAUAUAUAUCUUGCCUUUGAUGGAGCAGAAAGAUUUGCAAGGGAGCAAGGUGUUGAAACUGUAGAUUCAAGCCAUUUUAUAACUCAAGCAAACAUUGAGAGGCUAAAGCAGGUACAAGAAGCCAAUAGAGUUCAGAUUGAUUAUACAAAACCAAUUCAAAAAGAUGAGAAGAAAGAAACACCAACAGCUGAUGGUGAUAGCCAAAUUGGGACAGUUGGAUGUGUGGCUGUUGAUAGUCAUGGGAAUUUAGCUUCUGCAACUUCUACUGGUGGAUUUGUGAACAAGAUGGUUGGUCGGAUUGGGGACACGCCUAUCAUUGGGGCAGGGACAUAUGCCAACAAUCUCUGUGCGGUUUCGGCUACAGGAAAAGGUGAAGCAGUAAUGCGUGCCACUGUUGCAAGAGAUGUGGCUGCUCUUAUGGAAUUCAAAGGUCUUUCUCUAAAGGAGGCUGCAGCUUAUGUUAUAGAGGAGUCUGUUCCAAGAGGCACUGCUGGCUUGGUAGCUGUCUCAGCCAAAGGAGAAGUUACAAUGGCUUUGAAUACAACAGGCAUGUAUCGAGCUUGUGCUACUGAAGAUGGAUAUUCAGAGAUUGGAAUAUGGCCUUCUGUGCAAAACUGAGUGCUUUUGGUGAGUUUCAGUUACUUGAGUCCGGCAGGAAAUUGCUUCAGAUGACUCACACUUAGUAUUUGGCAAAUGACUAGUAUAUCUUAUUGUAUUUUCCAAAAUAAAAAGGAUAAUUAUUGUUAUGUGGUCGGACCAACAAGUAGGAUGAACUUUUCUAUAGAAUUAACAUCAUCGAACCAAAUUUACCAACUUUACUAUGCUUGUACCACUAGUGUAUAUGUGGAUCUCGAAUUGUACAAUCAAGAUGUUCUCUUUGUCUGAGUAACUAUUGUGAAGUAAUCUAAGAAAUUUUCUUCGUACUA